Alternaria alternata is the source of this 927-nucleotide messenger RNA. RefSeq lists its product as hypothetical. The record is from RefSeq and is a predicted model, not a curated record. The transcript has a single exon. NCBI's taxonomy places the organism in Eukaryota, Fungi, Ascomycota, Dothideomycetes, Pleosporales, Pleosporaceae. Bases 111 to 782 code for a protein of 223 amino acids.
AUUCAACCCCACCUGCCAACAAUCUCGCCCUCUACUUGAGAACAUCUGACAGGUGUCGAUAUUUGCUGCCAUCCACCCUAAAACCAGUCUACCGAACCAAGAAUAGCAUUAUGCCUACAGAGAUACCACAGAUGGACAUGGACUGGUACCCUCCCCGAUGGAAUGCAGCCGACAUCCCACCUCAUCUGCUCCAAUCCGGACCACCUCCAGUAGCACCAACGUCAUCAGGUCCAGAGCCAAACGAUAUUUUCAAUAGGUUAAAAUGGUCUGUACUAGAUUCUCCAUUGGACGUACAGGUCUUUGGACCGGACGACGAAGGAGUUUUGCAAUGGCGCCCACUUACCGAGGAGUCCAGCAAGUCACAGCUUGACGAGACGGCAAUGUAUCCUCCAAAAUCACGCCUGGAAAUCACGAUUGAACCACUGCAAAGCUGGUGGCACUGGCACGAUUCGGAUACAAAGCAUCUUCGGCCAGCACAACUGCUCAUUGAGAACGCAGACGGACAGCCGAUCUCUGUUCGGCAAUUCAUCCAGGCCGUUCACGCCUAUGCGCUUCCCCUGCGCAAGCUUCUUCUGCGGUGCAUGGAUGUAACAGACCCAUCGAAUCAACAGCGCGCACGGUUCUUCUUCGACAUGAUUACGGGAGGCUCCGUGGGGGAAGUAUCCGGCCAGCAAGGAUUCGCGGUCAACGUUGUGGAGGACCCUGCGGGUGAUGGAGAGAAAUGUGCAUGGAUUUGGGAAAAUGUGGAGAUUAGGGUCAAGAAACAGUCUGCCUCUCAGUGAACUCACCCGUCCAACGACAAAGUGGAGGUCAGCUCGGGGGGCGGAUAUUCUCUAAGAACGAUAGUCUGGUUUGACUCUAUGUUGGGGCACAUGAAAGGGGAUACCACAAGGAUCAUGGAAAAAAGGCCGGACAGAUAGGAGAUAC